AUGCAGGCUCUUCUUUUCUUUUUAAAGGCGGAGGGAGAGGUAGCAGAGAGGCAGACGCCUAGGGGGGGGGUGGUGAAAAUUGAAGAAGAAGAAGAUGGUGAUGAUGAUGAUGGCGAUGAUAGAGCAGACGGGGGGCGCAGGAUUCGCCGGUCUGCCUGCCUGCAUCUAUGUCUUUCUCCUCGCCGUCUCCCUUUUUUCACCGACGAAUAUAACGUAUAUACAGACAGACAGAGAGAGAUAUUCGAUAUCGAAGUUUCGAUGCGAGUUGCGUAUUGUAAACCGGUAUCCGUAAUACCAACCAUAUGCAAAAUACGCCAAAGAAACCCCGUCCAAGGAACUUUCCAACCCUUUUUUGUUUUUUUUUUUUUUUGGUUAUAUUUGCUUCUUCGCUUCUCUUCAUCUUCAUCUGCUUCGCCCUUUUUUUUUUCUUCUUUUCUCCGACCAGAAAAGAGGCUUCAAGGGCUUGCCUUCGCUGCUUGCGAAGGGGCCAUCGCCAGCCAGAGACGCCAGCUAGUCAGGAUCGUUAAUGAAACGGCGCUCACGAAGAAGCAAAAUACCACCACCAACCCCCCCCCCAAGUCUCAGCCCUUUGACCUUUCUGCCUGCCUUCUGACACUCGCCGUGCUCCACCGGUGGACUCUCUCCAGGCAUACAGAUAGAUCGCAGGGCACCUUGAUGACUUGA
Molecule: messenger RNA, 684 nt
Organism: Trichophyton benhamiae CBS 112371
Lineage: Eukaryota; Fungi; Ascomycota; Eurotiomycetes; Onygenales; Arthrodermataceae
Exons: 3
Coding region: 1-684 (227 amino acids)
Source: RefSeq, a predicted model, not a curated record